Messenger RNA from Schizophyllum commune H4-8, 1779 nucleotides. RefSeq lists its product as uncharacterized. Gene Ontology annotation, biological process: unsaturated fatty acid biosynthetic process. The record is from RefSeq and is a predicted model, not a curated record. The transcript has 5 exons. Lineage: Eukaryota; Fungi; Basidiomycota; Agaricomycetes; Agaricales; Schizophyllaceae. Gene Ontology annotation, molecular function: iron ion binding; stearoyl-CoA 9-desaturase activity; heme binding. Gene Ontology annotation, cellular component: endoplasmic reticulum membrane. The coding region runs from base 241 to 1620 and encodes 459 amino acids.
AGGUUGUCCUCAACGUCCAUGGCGCGGUGUCCUGGGCGCGCAGAAACUGCUGCAUACCCGCCGACCGAAAAUCCUGGAAAAAUGGGGCCGGAAAACGACGGCAGAGGCGCGUAAUCGGCUCCACCCCGAAUGCUGCCCCAAAGUUUUGGGCACGCAUCCAUAUAAGCGCUGGGGCGCGGGCAGUCCCGCAUCCCCCUUCCCUUCCUCCACCUCCUCCUCCCCCUCCCCCGCAACGUCGCCAUGUCCGACGUCGGCGUCAAAAUGCGCACCGCGGACGAGCAGCCGUCCGACCUGAACAUCCCGGACAACUACGUCCAGCACACGCUCAAGACGACGAAGCCGCUCCCGCCCGUCACCUGGGCGAACCUGCUGCAGAACAUCAACUGGAUCAGCUUUACGCUGCUGACGGCGACGCCGAUCAUCGGCGCCUGGGGCGCUUUCACGACGGAGCUGCGUUGGGAGACGGCGGCGUUUGCGGUCUUUUGGUACUUUGUGACCGGCCUGGGGAUCACGGCCGGGUACCAUCGCCUGUGGUCUCACCGCGCGUACAAUGCGUCUAUUCCGCUGCAGUAUGCUCUCGCUCUUGCGGGUGCUGGCGCGGCCGAGGGUAGCAUCAAGUGGUGGAGCCGUGGUCAUCGUGCCCACCACCGCUACACUGACACUGAACUCGACCCGUACAACGCUCACAAGGGCUUCUUCUACUCGCACAUCGGCUGGAUGUUGGUCAAGCCCCGCCGCCGCCCUGGUGUCGCGGACGUCUCUGACCUCUCCAAGAACCCUGUCGUGCGCUUCCAGCACACGCACUACGUCAAGCUCAUGGUCUUUAUGGCCUUCAUCCUCCCCACCCUCGUCGCCUGGCUCGGCUGGGGCGACGCGCGCGGCGGCUACAUCUACGCCGGCGUCAUCCGCCUCUGCUUCGUCCACCACUCAACCUUCUGCGUGAACUCGCUCGCACACUGGCUCGGCGAGACGCCGUUCGACGACAAGCACACGCCGCGCGACCACUUCGUGACCGCGCUUGCUACGAUCGGCGAGGGGUACCACAAUUUCCACCACCAGUUCCCGAUGGACUACCGCAAUGCGAUCAAGUGGUACCAGUACGACCCGACGAAGUGGUUCAUCGCGACUUGCCGCUCGUUCGGUCUUGCGAGCCACCUCAAGGUGUUCCCCGACAACGAGGUCCGCAAGGGCCAGCUCACGAUGCAGCUCAAGCGCCUGCGCGAGACUCAGGAGCGCCUGGCUUGGCCGUCGGACAGCAACGACCUGCCGGUCAUCACCUGGGAGUCCUUCCAGGAGCAGGCCGCAAGCCGCCCGCUUAUCCUCAUCGCCGGCUUCAUCCACGACGUCUCGACGUUCAUCGACGAGCACCCCGGCGGCGCGCACCUCAUCAUCAAGUUCAUUGGCAAGGACGCGACGACCGCGUUCUUCGGCGGCGUCUACGACCACUCCAACGCGGCGCACAACCUGCUCGCGAUGAAGCGCGUCGGCGUCCUCCACGGUGGUGCCCCGCAUAUUCUGGACCUGGCAGAUGAGAAGAAGAUCCCUCCCUCGCAGCGCUUGAAGAUCGCUCGGUACAACGAGCUGAGCUCGAGCGGCUCCAGCUCGGAGGCGGGCUUCUAGAUGCCCUGGUCUGGUGUUCGUCGUUGGAUGGGUGGUGUGGCAUUGACAAGCUACGCAUUGGUGUUCUCUCGAUGCGGGCGCUGUGGCCGCUUGAUACGGGCAGGUCAUAGACGCGGGAGGCUGAGGGUCUCAUUAAAGCUGACGUUACGCAUGGCAUGG